AUGAAGCCCAAUGACCACGUAAAGCUUACGCCUCUGGGAGCAGGCAACGAGGUCGGUCGCUCUUGCUUUAUUCUGUCAUAUCAGCGGAGUGGCUGCUCUGGGAGCAUCAUGCUGGACUGCGGGCUCCACCCUGCCCUGUCCGAGACACGCGACUACGUUGCAAUUCAGGCGCUCCCCUUCUUCGAUUUAGAGGACUACGUCUCCACUUUGUCCCUUAUCCUCAUCACCCACUUCCAUAACGACCACAUAGCCGCUCUUCCUUAUUUACUGCGGUGCCUUCGUGACCGAGCUGUUAAGGAGGGGAAGCCAGAGCUCCACUACAUCCCUCCAGUUUAUAUGACAGCACCAACUCUAAAGAUUUUCAAGGAAAGCGUCACUGAUGUCAUCUCCCAGACGAAGCUCUACACCCACGAAGAUGUGGAGUUUAUGGCCAAGAACACUAAACUACUCACGAGCUUCUACCAGACAGAGCGGGUCAAUGGGAUAUCUUUUACCGCAAUGCCGGCAGGUCACGUCAUUGGAGCGGCCAUGUUCCACAUUAGUAUAGAUAAUUUCCACGCCCUCUACACUGGUGAUUUCAGUUGUGAGCCGGAGGACAGGCAUCUUCAGCCUGCUACAUUCCCCCAGGUAAAGCUUGAUUUGCUUAUAAUUGAGUCUACGUAUGGGACCAUUCGUCAAAAGGAACGCAUGACCAGAGAGCGUGAUUUUAUAGAUCUCAUAGUUUCGACCGUCAAAAAAGAUGGCUGUGUGUUGCUGCCAGUGUUUUCUAUAGGCCGUGUCCAAGAGCUUCUUUGCAUCUUACAAGAGUACUGGCGAGAACAUGAGCAAGAGAUGGCUAGAGUUACGAUCUACUACGUGUCUGCAAUUGCUGAUAAUGCACGGCAAUUGUAUUCGAAGGAUAAGGGCUUCCUGCGCCACGGAGACACAGGACUGUCCGACAUUCAAACAGGGAAGCGUAAAGAUAGAAUAAUCUACACGAAGACGCGGCCCAAAAAUCCGAAAAAGCCCUAUGUGAUGUUCUGCACACCUGGAAUGCUUCAGUCCGGUGUCUCAAAGGAAAUGUAUAACGAGUUGUGCGGAUCUCCUGACAACCUCCUGCUUGUCACGGGAUACGCAACUCAGGACACUCUUCUCUAUAAGCUUCUUGAGGGAAAACCUCCUGGGGGUUAUGCGGACGCCAAGAUGCGUAUUGAGGAGCUGUCCUUUUCCGCUCACUCGGACUACAAUCAAACACUCGAUGUCCUACGAAAGACUCGCCCACGUAAUGUCGCGUUCAUCCACGGUAGUGAGAAGAGCAUUUCAUCGUUAAAAAGAACCAUCGCCAAUGAAACCAGGGUCAACUUCAGCGAGGGAGGCAAGGAAGCAGACAAAGAAGAAAUAUCGUUUCAUUAUCCUCGUAACGGAGAAACUGUCACCUUCGCCUUCACAAAUCCUGUGCAGCUGAGCAUCAAGGUUGACACUGGUGCAGAAGACACUGCACAGACAGGAGUUGAGGACUCUCGCUCCAUCGCAGCGAUAGCCAAGGCAUUGGACAAGAAGAAGAUGUACAUCGUGCAGGACGGAUUUGCGUUUUCGUUAUACAAUGCGUCAUCGGUAAAGAAGAAGAUGCAAAGAUCGUGCGGUGGGAUCACACUUAAUAUGAGUUUGACAAUUGUGGGAGAUAGCCCACUGACAGAGAUAUUUGAGAGUCAUGGAUUCCGGGUUACUGAUUUGGGAACAGCCAUCCUCUUGGUGCCCGGACUAGAGGAGAUGCAUGACACUGUACAAGGCGCCGGGACAGAGCCAAAAGAUGGGAGCAAUGCAAUAUCCCUGGCUGUGACGACAUCAUCUAGAGAUGUCAAGCGGGUAACUCUUUCAUUUGAUCUCUUCUCAAGCGUAUCUGCUCUUUGCAUACGUAUCCUGUACAUUAUCCACUCGGCAUCAAAGCUGCAAAAAGAAACGUCUCAAACAUGCUUAGACCUUCCAUCUGUUUGCCAGCGUAUUGGAGCAUCUCUAUUAGAAAAUUUCAACGUUCAGUUGCACGAGUCGCCCACACAAGAACUGACUGCAUCUUCUCCUCCUUACAUUGUUAUCGGUGAUGUGAGAUGUUUUCUAAAUUUUCGUGGUUGGAACUUUGAUCCUGUUUUCCCGUUGGAGAAAAAAGACUUUACUCUCCUCUCCGACAUCUCGGACCACACUAACUGUUUGGUGCGAACACUCCUCCCGUGA
Molecule: messenger RNA, 2208 nt
Organism: Giardia duodenalis
Lineage: Eukaryota; Fornicata; Diplomonadida; Hexamitidae
Product: Cleavage and polyadenylation specificity factor
Exons: 1
Coding region: 1-2208 (735 amino acids)
Biological process (GO): mRNA 3'-end processing by stem-loop binding and cleavage
Cellular component (GO): mRNA cleavage and polyadenylation specificity factor complex
Molecular function (GO): 5'-3' exonuclease activity; RNA binding; RNA endonuclease activity
Source: RefSeq, a predicted model, not a curated record